GCCAAAAAAAGUUAGCAAAUAAAGAAAUCAAAUCACAGUUUUAACCUAAAACUGCAUUGAAAGGAUUCAUUAAUUUUCCAAUUUAAUUAAUAACUUUUUUUGCUUGAAAUUAUAGUUAGAAACGUUAUUUUAAGAAGCAUGGCUGAAGAAAUUCAAAGAAAACUACAAAAGGAGUUGGAAGUUUUUCAAGGUGUACAAGUAGAAUACCGUAAGGCAGUGGCCCAAAAACAGCAGUUAGAUAGUCAACUGAAUGAAAAUAAAGCCGUGAAAGAAGAAUUAAUGUUACUCAAAGAAGAUUCAGAGGUUUAUAAACUCAUUGGGCCAGUAUUAGUAAAGCAACAGUUGGAAGAAGCUCGACAGAAUGUUUCGAAGAGAAUGGAGUACAUUAGCAAGGAAAUCAAAAGAACAGACGAUCACAUAUGCGCAUUAGAAAACAAACAAGAAGCUUUGCAAGAAACUUUAAGUAAAUUAAAAAAUGAUCUUGGAAAAUUGAAAAUAAAAGCUUGAAUGUUGCAAUCACUAUA
Messenger RNA from Amyelois transitella, 524 nucleotides. RefSeq names its product prefoldin subunit 6 (gene Pfdn6). The transcript has a single exon. Gene Ontology annotation, biological process: chaperone-mediated protein complex assembly; protein folding. The record is from RefSeq and is a predicted model, not a curated record. The coding region runs from base 139 to 507 and encodes 122 amino acids. Gene Ontology annotation, molecular function: protein-folding chaperone binding. NCBI's taxonomy places the organism in Eukaryota, Metazoa, Arthropoda, Insecta, Lepidoptera, Pyralidae. Gene Ontology annotation, cellular component: prefoldin complex; cytoplasm.